AUGGAAACUCCUCCCCAAUUCUUCACCCUCGAUAAACGACACUCCGACGUCAAAACCGAGCAUUUCAUCAUCGACGAUCUUCUUAAUUUUCCGACCGACGAAAUCCUUCCUGAUGAUCAUGAUGAUCAUAAGAUUCACCUCCUCCCUUAUAAUAAUAAUAACAACACCACCACCGACUCUUCCAAUCUUACCACCGGCGCCGCCGCUGUCGACAGCUGCAACUCCUCCGUCUGUGGUGCCACCGACCUUAACUUCACCGGAGAGGUUGCUCGCCGGACCUUCACCGACACUCAAUUCUCUCACGACCUUGGUGUUCCGUAUGAUGAUAUGGCUGAGCUAGAAUGGCUAUCGAAUUUUGUGGAGGAAUCGUUUUCGAGUGAAGACAUGGAGAAGCUUCAACUGAUAUCCGGAGUCAAACCCCGACCCGACGACCCAUCCGAGACGCACCAAUUCCAGCACGAGACUGACAACCGAACCACCAACCCGAUAUUCAACACGGACAUGACGGUCCCAGGCAAGGCACGAACCAAGCGGUCUCGUGCCGCACCUUGCAAUUGGACCUCCCGACUCCUUGUUCUCUCUCCAACGUCCACCGGACCUACCGCGACUAUGUCGUCGGAGUCUGAGUCUGAUAUCGUGUCAACUUCGACUGGGAAGAAAACCGUGAAAGCCCCACCGAAGAAAAAAGAGGUCUUUGAGAACGCGUCCCAUAAUGGAGAAGGCCGGAAGUGUCUCCAUUGUGCCACUGAUAAAACCCCUCAAUGGCGUACUGGACCAUUAGGUCCAAAAACACUGUGUAACGCCUGUGGGGUUCGCUACAAGUCUGGUCGACUAGUCCCUGAGUAUCGACCAGCUGCAAGCCCAACAUUUGUUCUAACAAAACACUCAAAUUCGCAUCGUAAGGUCCUUGAGCUAAGGAGGCAAAAGGAGAUGCAAAGAGCACACCCACAACCAUUCUUCCAUCACCAGAAUAUGAUGUUCGACGUCCCAAAAGGACCCGACGACUAUCUAAUUCAUCAGCACAUUGGUCCGGAUUAUCGACAACUUAUCUAAUAAGUCCGGUGUAGGGUGAACAAGGCGUAACUUUCUGAUUAUUUUAGUUCUUGAAAAUUAUUUUAGUCGAUUUUUGCAAUCUUUCAAACCAAAAUUUCAUAGGGUUAAAUCGUAGCUUAUGAAGUUUUGUAUUAUUUUUUAAAUUUCGAAAAAAAUAGUGAAAUUUAGGAGAGGUAAAUUUAG
Messenger RNA from Cynara cardunculus var. scolymus (artichoke), 1236 nucleotides. RefSeq names its product GATA transcription factor 12-like. Gene Ontology annotation, cellular component: nucleus. Bases 1 to 1053 code for a protein of 350 amino acids. Lineage: Eukaryota; Viridiplantae; Streptophyta; Magnoliopsida; Asterales; Asteraceae. The record is from RefSeq and is a predicted model, not a curated record. The transcript is spliced from 2 exons. Gene Ontology annotation, molecular function: zinc ion binding; sequence-specific DNA binding. Gene Ontology annotation, biological process: positive regulation of DNA-templated transcription.